Messenger RNA from Acanthosepion pharaonis, 2358 nucleotides. NCBI's taxonomy places the organism in Eukaryota, Metazoa, Mollusca, Cephalopoda, Sepiida, Sepiidae. The record is from the annotation of a GenBank genome assembly.
AUGUCUAUCGAUCUAAUUUUGUCUCUUCACAUCUAUCUAUCUAUCUAUCUAUCUAUCUAUCUAUCUAUCUAUCUAUCUAUAUGUUUUAGUCUGUUCAUAUCUAUCUAUCUAUCUAUUUAUCUAUCUAUCUAUAUAUAUAUAUAUGUACAUAUUUUAGUCUUUUUCUUCUUUGCUUUUUCAUCUUUUACUGCUGUACUUUUUUCAUAUUUUACUUUUUUCUUUUUUCAUCGUUGCUUUUUUCAUCUUUUUCUUCUUUCCUUUUUUCAUCUUUUUCUUCUUUGCUUUUUUCAUCUUUUUCUUCUUUGCUUUUUUUUCAUCUUUUUCUUCUUUUUUUUUUUCAUCUUUUUCUUCUUUGCUUUUUUCAUCUUUUUCUUUUUUUUUUUUCAUCUUUUUCUUCUUUGCUUUUUUCAUCUUUUUCUUUGCUUUUUUUCAUCUUUUUCUUUGCUUUUUUUUUUUUUCAUUUUUUCUUUUUUUUUUUUCAUCAUUUUUUUUUUUUUUUUUCAUCUUUUUCUUUGCUUUUUUUUCUUUUUUUUUCUUUUUUUUUUCAUCUUUUUCUUCUUUGCUUUUUUCAUCUUUUUCUUCUUUGCUUUUUUCAUCUUUGCUUUUUUCAUCUUUGCUUUUUUCAUCUUUGCUUUUAUGAUCUUUUUCUUCUUACCUUUUUCAUCUUUUACUUUGCUUUUUCAUCUUUUUCAUCUUUGCGUUUUUUCAUCUUUUUCUUCUUUGCUUUUUUUUCACUUUUUUCCCAUUCAUUCUUUUUCUUCUUCCUUUUGUUCUUUCUCGAAUUCUCUCUUCUUUGUCGUCUUUUUUCCCAUUCAUUCUUUUUCUUCUUCCUUUUGUUCUUUCUCGAAUUCUCUCUUCUUUGUCGUCUUUUUUCCCAUUCAUUCUUUUUCUUCUUCCUUUUGUUCUUUCUCGAAUUCUCUUCUUUGUCGUCUUUUUUUCCCAUUCAUUCUUUUUUUUCUUCUUCCUUUUGUUCUUUCUCGAAUUCUCUCUUCUUUGUCGUCUUUUUUCCCAUUCAUUCUUUUUCUUCUUCCUUUUGUUCUUUCUCGAAUUCUCUCUUCUUUGUCGUCUUUUUCUCUCGUCUGUUUCUUCUUGUUUCUAUCUCUUGUUUUUUCCUUCUUUUCUUUGUUUUUUUUUUUGUCUUUUUCGAUCGCUUUCCUUCUUUUUCCACCACCCCCGCCUACGCAUCUUCAAUUUCAUGGCAUAUAUUUGUUAAACCAUAUGUCUACCUCUUCUUUUAUCCUCCAUUUUAAAUAUUUCUCCGCCUCUUUUUUCUUUUCUUUGUUUUUCUUUUGCAUAUCUUUUUUUCCUUUUCUUCUGCUUUUUUUUUUCUUUUCAUUCUAUUUAUUGUUCUUUCUCUUUUUCUUUUCUUUUUAUCCACUUUUUAUUUUUUCCUUCUUGUCUUUUUCUUCCACCUUUUCUUUGUCCUUAAUGUUUAUUCUCUCUUUUUUCCAUUUCUUUUUUUCUUUUUACCUUUACAUUUCUUUUUCCUUUAGUUUAAAAGUAUAUUCUUUCUGUUUUUCUCUUUUCUUUUCUUCCUUUUUCUUUUCUUUUUCUUUUUUCCUUCUUUAUAUUCUUUCUGUUUUUCUCUUUUAUUUUCUUCCUUUUUCUCUUUUGCUUCUUUUUCUUUCUCCUUCUGUUUCUUUUUCUUUCUUUUGUUUUCUUUUAAAACCUAGCCUUAUUCUUCAUUAUCUCUCUUCUUCGUUAUCAUGUCCUUCUUUUUCACUGUUUUCACUCUCGUUUUCCUCCUCUUCUCAACUUAUUUUUUUCAUAUCUUUCUUUCGAUUCUCCUUUUCUGUCGAACGAAGCGAUGGUUGCCGUGUCGUGUCGUUCGGGGUUUGUGACUUGUAUUUUCUAUUAAGCUAUCUAUUAUUCAAACUUCUCAUAUCUAUCUAUCUAUCUAUCUAUCUAUCUAUCUAUCUAUCUAUCUAUCUAUCUAUUCAACCUUUUCGUAUGUAUGUAUGUAUGUAUCUAUCUAUCUAUCUAUCUAAAUCUCUUCAUAUCUAUCAAUCUCUUCAAACUUUCCGUCUGUAUGUAUGCAUGUAUGUAUCUAUCACAGUCUCUUCAUAUCUAUCUAUCUAUCUAUCUAUCUAUCUAUCUAUCUAUCUAUCUAUCUAUCUAUUUAACUUUUCUGUAUGUAUGUAUGUGUGUAUCUAUCUAUCUAUCAUAUCUAUCUAUCUAUCUAUCUAUCUAUCUAUCUAUCUAUCACAGUCUAUUCAUUAUCUAUCUGUCUAUCUAUUCAACCUUUCCGUAUAUCUAUCUAUCUAUCUAAAAUUUUCAAUCUAUCUAAAUCUCUGGGAAAUCUAUCUAUCUAUCUAUCUAUCUAUCUAUCUAUCUAUUCAUUUAUCUAUCUAUCAUUAA